AUGAGCUCCACUGAACAGACGGACAAUGUCCUUGAGAUUGGGACGAGAAUAACGUGCUAUUGGCCUGACGAUGAUCAGUGGUAUAAAGGAACUGUUGCAAAUGAAUUGGACAAUGAUCGAUUCUGGAUAUCGUACGAUGAUGGCGAUGAAGGGGAAAUCAAUAUCAAGGAAGAUAAAUGGCGACGAUCCUUGCAUCCUGAUAAGUUCAUCAAAGAGAAUACACUAGCGGAUGAGCAAAAGCAAGCAAUUGUUGAAAAACUUGAGUUGGGAUCAAGAAUCGCAGUCUACUUUCCCCAUGAAAAGGAAUAUUAUCCUGGCACCCUAACAAAGAAAAAGGAUGCAUCCUAUCUCAUCAAAUACGAUGAUGGAGACAAAGAAUGGGCAGAUCUUCUUUUUCGCAAAUUCAAACGAAUUACAAAGAAGUCUGAUCAGCUUGAGGUUGGAUCGCGUGUGGCCGUGUAUAAUGAGAAGCGAAAUAAGAAUUAUCAUGGAACUGUAGUCAAGAUUAAGCCCGAAAGCGCAAAGCCGCAUAAAGUCAAGUAUGAUAAGGAAAGCAGGGGGGAAGAGUGGCUGAACUUACACGUUCAUCCGUUCUUGGACAUGGUGAUAGAAUGGGAUGGAAAGAAACGGAAAGAAGAGUUUCUGGAUGCAGAUCGUCCUAUCAAACGCAGACGACAUAAUAUCCAAGUGCAACAGGAAGCACAGGAAAAUCAAACGGAACAAGAGUCUGCUCUUGUAAGCGAGGAGCCUUGUGCACAUUGUGAGACUCGCGCUGAUGCACCCUAUGCAAUUGCUUGUCAUCACAUUUUGUGUGAGCAAUGUGUUGAUGAGUAUAGACACAAUGAUUCGUGUAAAGCCUGUCCCUUGUGUAAGACUCUCAUCAGGUCUGCACCCAUAAACUUUUCGCCGGAUCAUGAUUCCUUUAAGGCUGUUGAAGCGCUAUCGAAAACGACAGCUGAAGUCAAAAUGGAAUUCUCAUCGGCUUCAUCUGCUUCAAUGAAAGUACCUGCUUUGAAUGCUGCUCGUAUUAUCAAAGCUUGUCAAUCAAAACGAAGAGACGAUCGUGAGCACAAGGGGUACUACUGGCGAUUCAAAGGAUCUAAAGACCGCAUCUUACGUGUUGGAGAAGGGAUCAAAGAUGGAAUUCAAAUCGAGCAAGUCGACCUUGAGAGUGGUGAAAUCAUCAAGACUUUUUCUUCUGGCAGAAAAGCGCAUGAAGCAACGGGUGUCGGUCGGAUUGUUAUAAGACGAGUUUUGGAGAGACGGGGUAAGGCAAAUGGUGGUGGCUUUUUUUGGAGAUACCAAGGAGAGACACACGGGCCAUGGCCGGAUCCAGAACCAAAACAUUUGAAGCCGUUGGAACAGCUUGAUUGGGAGACUGGGGAGAUGUUGGCUUCUUUCCAAUCACUGGCUGAUGCAAAACGAGCAAUGGGUAAGCCUCCGAAUAGUUCGUGCAUUCGAGAAGUUUGUGAUGGCGACGGGAGAGGAACAGCCCAUGGAUUCUUUUGGCGAUGGAAAGGCUCCGACUCUAUUCCGAACCACUUGAUUGGUGCAACCAAGGUUAUGGAAAUUAGGAAAAAAAGGAAUGGCAAGGUUUUGAAGGUUUUCAAGAAUUCGAAGGAAGCCCAAGCCUUCUUUGGGCACCAGUGCUGCUGGAGUUCCAUUUGCCGAUACUGCCGCGAAGAGAGUUUUUACUUGGGGUAUUAUUGGCGAUAUCGUGUACUGAGACGUCCAGUGAACUCGAACGAAGCAGUGGUCGGAAAGCGACUUCGAAUCAAGCGAGGGGGUGGUGGGGAUUGGCUUGAAGGCAAAAUCAAAAGUUUCCAUUCCGAUUCUGGUGAAUACGAAAUUGUAUUUGAUUGUGGGAAAACGGAACGACGUCGCCUUGAGAAUCUUGAAUAUGAAUGGAAAAAUGACCAAGGGCAGAAACCCAUAGAGCAGCUCGAUUUGCAAACAGGACAGAUUCUGAACACUUUUGACUCUAUUGCAGAUGCAAAACGCGGUAUCCAAGAUGCAAAUGGAUCUCAUAUAACGUCCGUCUGCAAAGGCCGCUACCAUUCAGCGCAUGGAUACUUCUGGCGAUAUAAAGGGUCGACAGAAAUUCCAAGAAAGAAAAAAGGUCGACGCAAGAUUGAUCAGCUCUGUUUGAAGACUGGGCGGGUGAUUGCUUCAUUUGAUACUAUUACGGCUGCUGGCAAAGCGGUAGGGAUUACGACUCCGGGAAUCAGUUACUGCUGUAAUGGUCGAAACAGUAGUAAGUCUGCAGGUGGUUUUGGUUGGAGAUUCUCAACAAAAGAUGAAGAGGAGUAG
Messenger RNA from Cylindrotheca closterium, 2310 nucleotides. The record is from the annotation of a GenBank genome assembly. NCBI's taxonomy places the organism in Eukaryota, Bacillariophyta, Bacillariophyceae, Bacillariales, Bacillariaceae.